Molecule: messenger RNA, 819 nt
Organism: Fusarium subglutinans
Lineage: Eukaryota; Fungi; Ascomycota; Sordariomycetes; Hypocreales; Nectriaceae
Product: short chain dehydrogenase
Exons: 1
Coding region: 1-819 (272 amino acids)
Source: RefSeq, a predicted model, not a curated record
AUGGUCGACUACAAAGACAAAGUAGUAGUUGUGACGGGUGCUGGCCGCGGUAUUGGCCAGGCUGUAUCAGUCAAGUUUGCAGAGGCUGGCGCUGUUGUUGUACUCGCCGAUAUACAGCUCGCGCCGCAGCAAGAAACUGUCGCAGAACUCCAAAAACGAGGACUCUCGGCAUAUGCCUUCAAAUGUGAUGUAGCUAGCGAAGACUCCGUUGCCGCAUUUGCAUCCUCCGUCAUUGGAUCUGCUGGCGUCCCUGACCUCAUAUAUAACAACGCUGUUCUUGUUCGUUCAGGUGGCGUGCUCAAUGCCAGCCCAGACAACAUCCUAAAAGAGUUCGAUGUUAAUGUUCUCGGCUACUUACGCAUUGCUCAGGCCUUCAUACCGCACAUGGUCGCUCGAGGCACAGGCUGGGUCGUCAACACUGCCUCACCCAAUGCCUUUAUUCCGCCGCCUCUUGUUGCUGACAACCUGCUCGGCUACUGCAUCACCAAAGGAGCGGAGGCUUCAAUGUCAUAUUGCAUGGCUAUGUCACUUAUGCCUCUAGGUAUCAAAGUCAGUCUACUCAUGCCUGACCUUACCUAUACCGAUUCAGUCCACGAGUUGCAAGGAAACGCCUCUGCUGCAUUCCACAAGGGCUUCAGCGAGUUUGUUACAACCCAGAGCCGCUCGGCAGAACUGGUGGCUGGGAAGAUAGUUGGGAAAUUACUCUCGGGAGACGCGAGGUACCUGGUUAACGUCCAUGAAGGCUUCGAGGAAUCGCUCAAGACGUGGGCGGCCCAAGGGAUGGAGCCGGACCCGAGCCUAGGUGAGCUCCGACGUUAG